UGAAGCUAUUAAUGAACAAGAUACUCAAAAUAAAGAUAAUUCUGAGGCACUUCUAUAUGAAUUAAAUAAAAUAGAUGAUAUUAUUUUCAAAGAAUUUGAAGAAGCAAUAGUAUCCAAUGAAGCUGUAAAUCUUAUCUUUGAAGUUAAGCUUGAUCAAGAACUUUUAGAAAUUGUUUUAGCUGAUUAA
Ambispora gerdemannii is the source of this 187-nucleotide messenger RNA. NCBI's taxonomy places the organism in Eukaryota, Fungi, Glomeromycota, Glomeromycetes, Archaeosporales, Ambisporaceae. The record is from the annotation of a GenBank genome assembly.